AUGGCUGGGUGCAUCGAGGGUUUGUAUGAGUAUUUGAAACAAGAGAAGAAUGAGGAUCAAUUCGUCAUCAAUAAUGGAGGGAUAAAACUUAUCAAUCAAUCUUAAUGGCAUUUCGAAAAGCAAUAUUCGAUCUGCUUAACAUUCAAUCCUCAAGGGGAUGGGACGAUCUUCUAAUUUUCAUCAUCUCAUAUCGAUGGCAAGAGAAUCAUAGCCAAUGGAGUUCAUUGUUACUUAAUUGGUGGUGUAGUCUUCUACAAGAAUGUUUACCAGAGGUUCACUCUAGAAAGAGUUCUUGUGGAAGACUACUCUUCCAAUAAUCAGUUGGGUGAAGUCGUAAUGAAUGGAUGGAAUGAAAUAAUUAUUUCUCAUGAAUAAGGAAAACUAUACUCCAGACCCAAGUUUAUAUAUUCAAUUAAUCAGAUUAAAAAUACGAUACAGAUUGAGUAUCCCAAAAUCAGGAAUCAAAAUCUGGAGAUGCUCUAUUUCCAGAACAUAUAAUGCAAAGUCAAAGAAAUCUCAGUUUACAAUGAAGUUGGCGACCAGCAUUUGAAAUCUCCUUUUUAUUAAAUCUACCCCCUAUACGAUCCUCACUAGACGAAGAGAGUCAACGAUAGAAUUCAGAACGUAAUCUAUGAACUUUAGGGAGACACCAAGAUGACAUCUUCAUUAUAAAAAUACGAUUUUGUAGAAUACGGCGGUAUUAAAAUUUUAAUUCCACUUUUUGAUCUAAUUCAAUAUUACGAUCAUUCUUAAAUUGAUGACCUAUUUAAAAUCUUACUCUAUACUUUGUUACAGGAUAGUCAAAUCAACAAGAAUUAAAUUGUCGAAAUGAAACUAUUCCAACAGAUAGCAUAGAUCAUCAAUGUAGACAUCCCCAAUCUAAGUUAAAUUUUGCAGAUCAAACAAAAAGUUGAGGAUCAAGAUAUACUCAAUCAACUAUUGUUGUUAAUUAUUGAUGUCAAUUUCAUCAAAAGAAUCACCGAUUAAUAGUAAUACUGCAUUUUAUUACAGCAAUUCUAUAUCAGUGAUCAUCAGAAAUACUUACAAGUCACUCCCAUCUAAUAUUUGGCUCAGUUAUUGGUGAGUGUCAAUCAGAAGAGUCUAAUCCAAGAUCAAAUUCUAUAAAUUAUGAUUUACUCCUGCUAAUAUAACUUUAAUACAUUGAAGGACUAAUUCAAACUAUUUUUAAAGGUCGCCGAAGCCUCAUCAAUCGAACUCAAAAUCAAAGCCAUCUAAAGUGCAACCAGGUUGGUUUCUGACUUAUUCAGAGAUGAUCAAGAGAAUUUCAUUGUAUUCAGAAAUCAUAACAUUCAAAAUAAGAUCCUAAAUGACAUCUUUCUUCUACUCUAGACUGAUAGCAUGGAUUGUUUGGUGGCGACCAUCACCUUGUUAGGAUAAAUGCUCUAUGGCACCAAGGACCUAUUAAGUCAAGGCAUGAUCUCUUAUAUUUCUAAGGCGAUCUGUGUAAACAAUAACUUUGACAAUCUAUUGAAUGCAUUAACUCAAUUACUAAAGAUUAACUGCUUGUGUGUUGAAAUUCUGUAGCAUCUAUACUCUUAGACUAAAUAACAAAAUAUUCUGGAUUACUAUUUCAAUUACGUCAAGAAAAUUAGCAUUGAAUAAUAAUAACUCAUACUUUAAUAACACUCCAUUUGGUUUUUGGAUUAAUUGAAGAUCGAAUAAAACGAAAGACUUCUUUAGAUUUUUAUGCAUCUUCUAGAUUAGAAUCCUCAAUAUCUGAGUCAAACUUUGAUUCAUUAACAAAUUCGAUAAGAUGUGCAAACACUUUUGGUGAUUGUCACAGAAGUGAUUGAGAAGUUUAAUGAAGAGCAAAUAUUUCAAGUACAGUAGAUAAUGUUCUAAAUAUACUUCUCAGUGCAAUCGUUUAAGAAUUUUGAAGGAUUUUUAACUAAAUUAAUUAAGUAUAUAAUAUAUCUAGAAAAUGAGCAAGAGUUAUCAAAAAUAGUUGAACAAAAAGAACUACCUUUUGGCAUUCAAAAGAUCAUCAACUUGAGUUGCCCAAUUGACAAGUUGAAAGAAUGGUUAUUCUAUUUCACCAAGCUUUUUGAAUAAACACAGUAUCUGAAUACAGAAACAAGUGAACUCUUCAUGAUCCAAAUAGUUGAACUGCUUAAAGCAAUCCAAUCCUAAACUUAGGAUCAGUAAAUAAAGGAGGUUAUCGAAUAUUUCUUCACUCAAAAUGUGCUAAUUCUCUAAUCACUUUCAGAGCAACAAGUGCAAGUCUUUGAUUCAAUUAAAUUUCAGUAAGACUUUUAGGCUUUUCAGGAAUCUUUGUUGCUUAAGUGGACUCAAGAAUAAUAAUAGAUCAAAAUGACACAAUCAGAACAAUUAUCAAAAUUAACAGAUGAAAUUAAUUAUGCUGCUGCAUCGAUGCAAGUGUCAGUGUACAAGUUAAUGAACAAGACUCGAAAGAUUAGAUAGAGAUGGUGCAAACUUUGGCAUAAUCUACGUAUCACCGUGUAUAGACCAAAAGAUUGCAGAUUCCAAGUAGAUGAAUAAAUCGAUCAUGAUUACAAAUUCAAAGAGAAUCCUUAUUACACCAAUAAAAUUGAGAAAUACAUCAAUAAGUAUUAUUCACGUCCCAUUUUAAAAGUGAAGUUUAAGAAGAACCCUGAGUUUGAGAAUGACGCAUAAGUGCAGUUGGAAAAGAAACAACAAUACAAAUGCUUUUGGUUGAAGAGCUUAUACUUAAAGCAAGGGGGCGUUACAAUAGGAGAUGAAAAAAUAACAUUCUCCUAUUACUCCUAUACCUAAAAGGCGAAUCAUAUAACUUUGUUGCCUCACACAAUACCAAAUCACAAGCCAUUUAAGAAAUCGUGGAGGAGGGAUUAAAUUAGGUGGCUGCAUGAAAGGAUUUAUAUCAGAAAUAGAAAUGCCAUUGAAAUCAUCUUCAAGGAUGGAGAGUCCCUGUACUUGAUAUUUUAGGACGAGGGAUUGAAGGAAGAGAUUAUUGAGAAGUUGAAAAUACAACCCAAAUAAUGUGAUUUUAAUAAGGUUAGCAACUUCAAGUAUUUGAUGUAUCUGAAUUUCCUAUCUUGUCGUUCUUACAUCGAUUUCACUAGAUAUCCAGUGUUUCCAUGGGUUUUAAAAGGAAAUGCAUCAGAUUUUGAUGACAAUGAUAUAGCAUCAAUACAGAAUGAGAUCAAUUACAGAGAUCUUUCUUUACCAAUAGGAGCUUGUGGAAGUGAAGUCAGAUUAGAUUAAUUCAUCAAGAGAUUCGAAAAUGAGUAGUUUUAUUACGGAACACAUUAUUCUAGUCAGGCAUUGGUGUCUCAAUAUUUGGUACGAUUGAGUCCAUUUACAGAGGCUGCAAUAUCAAUCUAGGAUGGUAAAUUCGAUAUUCCAGAUCGAAUGUUUAGAUCGAUCAUGAAGUCAUGGAUAGAUUGCAAUAAUGAAAUGGCUGACGUGAGAGAAUUGACUCCUGAAUUCUUUUAUUUGCCUGAAGCCUUUAUAAACAUCAAUGCCCAUAAUUUUGGUAAGUUGCAAAGUAGUUAAGUCGUAAACAAUGUGCAAUUGCCACACUACUCCAAUAAGAAUCCAUUUUAUUAUGUCGCCUAGAAUAUGAUAGCAUUAGAAAGUGAGUAUGCUAUUAAGAUUGAAUGA
Messenger RNA from Paramecium tetraurelia, 3624 nucleotides. RefSeq lists its product as uncharacterized. The record is from RefSeq and is a predicted model, not a curated record. Lineage: Eukaryota; Ciliophora; Oligohymenophorea; Peniculida; Parameciidae. The transcript has a single exon.